Messenger RNA from Thlaspi arvense, 2469 nucleotides. Lineage: Eukaryota; Viridiplantae; Streptophyta; Magnoliopsida; Brassicales; Brassicaceae. The record is from the annotation of a GenBank genome assembly.
AGCAAAGUGUGUAGUUCAAAUAAAUUAAAAUAACAAAUUAUAGAAAUUAAGUUUAAAUAGCAUAGAUAUACAAGUAUACAACUGUAGAUUUGUUAUUCCAUUUCCCUUUUGUUUCUCUUUUCUUAUUUUUUGGAACCUCAUCUCUUGUAGUAUGGGAUUAGGAGAAAUUAACAAGGGAGUGAUUAUGAACGGGAUCAUACUCUUGACGAUGAUGAUCUUGAUGGGGAAUUUGGUGAUUUGGAUCAUGAUGCCAACUUCUCCUUAUAAGAAGAUUUGGUUGACAUCCAUGCGUGCCAAGCUCGGCAAAUCAAUUUAUUUUGGGAAAUCAGGAGUGAACCUUUUGAUUUACAUGUUCCCAAUGAUUCUAUUGGCUUGUUUGGGAUGCAUCUACCUUCACUUGAAGAAACAAACGAGCGGUGACCAAUUUCAUAGAAGUGGAAGGGAGAGGAAGAAGAGAGACAAGUUCGGAUCAUUGAGAAGACGACCAAUGUUUGUGAAGGGGCCAUUAGGAAUAGUGACAGCGACUGAGGUUAUGUUCUUGACGAUGUUCAUGGCUCUUCUUCUUUGGAGCUUAACCAAUCACUUUUACUAUACGUUUGUUAACAUCACUCCUCAAUCAGCAGCGAUCCAUGGAGAUAACCUUACGGUUAGGUCUAGCUGGGAACAUAUGUUUGGCGUUCUUGUUCUAUCCGGUGGCGCGUGGCUCGUCGUUGCUGGCUGCAAUUGGGCUUACGUCAGAGUCGAGCAUCAAGUACCAUAUAUGGCUCGGCCACAUGGUGAUGGCCUUCUUCACCGGCCACGGUCUUUGUUACGUUGCCUAUUGGAUAUCCGCAAAUCAAGUCUCCCAGUGGUUCAAUUCGAUAUGGUGAAGUUGUUCGGUUUAAUUUCUAAUUUUGGCUCUGAGACUUUACGGCAUAAUUGUCAACUAACUUGUAGGACCGGCGUCUCGAAUUUAGCCGGAGAGAUAGCUAUUGUGGCCGGACUAGUGAUGUGGGCCACCACAUAUCCGACGAUAAGAAGGAGAUUCUUCGAAGUCUUCUUCUACACUCACUAUCUCUACAUCGUCUUCAUGCUCUUCUUUGUCUUCCACGUUGGCAUCUCUUACUCUUUGAUCUCUUUUCCCGGUUUUUACAUCUUCAUCGUCGAUCGCUUCUUGAGAUUUCUCCAGUCGCGCAACAAUGUCAAGCUAGUCUCUGCUCGGGUUCUUCCUUGUGACACCGUCGAGCUCAGUUUCUCCAAAAACCCUUUGCUGACGUAUAGCCCGACGAGUAUAUUGUUCGUGAACAUACCGAGCAUUUCAAAGCUUCAAUGGCAUCCAUUUACGAUAACUUCGAGUAGUAAACUUGAACCAGAGAAGCUAAGUGUUAUGAUCAAGGGCCAAGGCAUAUGGUCCACUAAGCUUUACCAGAUGCUUUCUUCUUCUGAGCAGAUCAACCGCCUCACUGUUUCCGUUGAAGGCCCAUAUGGCCCUACUUCCACUGACUUCUCACGACAUGAAUCUCUGGUGAUGGUGAGUGGAGGCAGUGGGAUCACACCGUUCAUCUCCAUAAUCCGCGACCUACUCUACACAAGCUCAACUAGCACUUGUAAAAUCCCCAAGAUGACCCUAAUCUGCGCGUUCAAGAACUCGUCGGACCUCUCCAUGCUCGACCUAAUCUUACCCAUCUCCGGAUCCACCACCGAGAUCUCCUCGUCUUUCGAUAUCCAGAUCAAAGCCUUCGUCACCCGAGAGAAAGAAUCAACAACUCGCAACAGGAACAUCAUCAAAUCCUUGUGUUUCAAACCAUAUGUCUCAGACCAACCCAUCUCACCAGUCCUCGGACCCAACUCCUGGCUCUGUCUCGCCACAAUCCUCUCAUCUUCAUUCAUUAUCUUUAUUAUCAUCAUCGGAUUCAUCACAAGAUAUCAUAUCUACCCAAUCGAUCAAAGCUCCAAGUACACUUCGGCUUCUAAAUCUAUCAUUUACCUUCUAGCAAUCUCCGUCAGCGUGGUGGCUACGUCUACGUUCGCUGUGUUGUGUUAUAACCAAAACAAGUAUUAUACGAAAAAUGCCCCAAACGUUGACGUCUUGUCUUCCUUGAUGAUGGAGAGCUCGCCACAACAGUUGCUGUCGCAAUCCACCAGCAUUCAUUACGGAGAAAAGCCUGAUCUCAACAAGCUUAUAGUUGGUUCAGAGGGCUCGAGCGUGGGAGUUCUUGUGUGUGGUCCAAGGAAGAUGAGACAAGAGGUUGCAAAGAUUUGUUCCUUUGGUUCGGCUGAGAAUCUUCGGUUUGAAUCAAUCAGUUUCAGCUGGUGAUUUUUUUUUUUUUUUUAAUUCAGAUUGAUGUUUUGUGACAGUUGUUUGGGUUUGCAAAUGCAAAUUAACUAGGUGGCCUAGAAAGUAGAUAAAUUUUAUAAUGUCAUGGUUUCAUUCCAUAAAUCUUUUUUUAUGUCAUCUAUAAAAUUCAUUAAUCAAAAAGAGUUCUCUCA